Daphnia carinata is the source of this 1463-nucleotide messenger RNA. RefSeq lists its product as uncharacterized. NCBI's taxonomy places the organism in Eukaryota, Metazoa, Arthropoda, Branchiopoda, Diplostraca, Daphniidae. The record is from RefSeq and is a predicted model, not a curated record. The transcript has 7 exons. The coding region runs from base 95 to 1051 and encodes 318 amino acids.
CCCAGUCGGACUGUAACGAGCAUCGAGUGCAGUUCAGCUUCAUUAGACUUUCAAGCGCUUGACAAAAGAAAAAACAUUUCAAACAACAUUCGUGAUGAUUGUGGUGACACCAUUAAGCAGCUGGACAUUGGCCAUCCUGAUGUGCUGGACAUAUAGCGGACACGGAUUGGUGAUGCGGGGUUUGGAGGGUCCGACACAGUCCGUCACCCGCGGCACAGACAUCAUCUUGCACUGCCGCUACGAUCUGGAAGACGGCGACCGUCUUUACGCCGUCAAGUGGUUCCACGGCACGCGGGAAUUCUACCGCUUCCAACCAGAGUUGCAACCGCCGGCCCGAUCUUUCCCCAUAGAACAUGUCUACGUCGAUGUGGAGUCGUCCAAUGCAGAGAAACUUGUCAUACGCCAUGUUGUCCCCGGGACGUCAGGUAUCUACCGUUGUGAAGUAUCAGCAGAAGAGACUUUCGAAACAGACUACCGUGAGAUGAACAUUACGAUAGAAGACGCACCUACGGCCGACCCUGUCAUUUACAACAUCCAGUCACGCUACGCUAUCGACGAUGAGCUACGAAUAAAUUGCACAUCUUUCCAUUACGGACCAGCUUCACGUCUCCACUGGAUAAUCAACGGCCAAAUGAAGAGCGAUGACGACGAUGAGGUGACGCUUUACCCGACGCGGUGGCGGACGCCAUUGGCCGCCGCGGAUAGUCAAUUCGUCUCCGGAGCAACGCCGGAAGCUUCCACGACGAUAGGAUUACACAUCAAGAGAUUGACUGGGCAACAUUUUGGUAGCGGGAAUCAAUUGACGGUUGUGUGCACGGCAUCGUCAAUAGGCUCGGCUCACCGACGUUCCAGCGCCGUUAAAGCCGUUCUGGAUGAAGGACUAAGUAGCAGACAAGGGCCUCUAGUCAAUCCUUUGAGGCCGUCGACAGUCUCGACUGCGGCUGGCGAUAAGCGCCGAUCAGCUCAACACCCGACAGGUGGAUGUAGUGGGCUAGCAUCGAAUUUAGUUGCCAUCAUCUUAACAACAAUACAGUUGGCAUUGUUUCGAUGAUAACAACUACAUCACACACACACACACACACACACACACACACACACACAGCACCAAAUGCGAUCGCGAGAUGGACCUCACACCGGAUAUGGGACGAGCUGACCAAAAGGAGGAAACCGCCUGGGCGCGUUUGAAAGAGAGGAGGGGGACAGUGUGUGGAUUCAAUCUUCAUUACGAUGUUCAAUCAAGCGUUGCUGGCGCAAUAGCAAAGAAAACGAAGACUGGUUGGGUGUUGCUCGAGACGUUGAUGGAUUUGCUUUAUUUUUUUUUUUUUUCUGCUACAACUGUGUGAACCUCUACGCUGAAAUGGCUCCCACACCCACACGACAAAAUAAUAGAAACGGGCUGUAUUAAUGUUGAACUGGCCGAAAGCGCUUGGACUUUUGUAUAAUAGACUUGGCAAUCUCUCGUU